UGACAUGCAGUGGCUGGGAGAAGGUUGGGUCCGCUGGCAAGAGAAGAAGACACCAAGACUCCCCCAAGCUUCACUCUAUUCCUGGUAGUAGAUGUCGUUGGGCACUUGAUACACCCGGCAGCUCUUCGUAUCCUGGUGCAGUACGAAUGGCGGUGACGACAGAGAGGGCCACGAUGUGCUGGAGGAGGGAGAGGUGAGCGAGGAGGCGUGACUGAGGUCUCAGUGCUAGUGGGCAUGAGAACAUCAUACAACCCUUGGGAGACAGCCAGGCAUUGUCGUGCCUCCCUCUUCCCUGGGUCUGCUGACCAGCCACACAAACCACACCCAUCUCUGGUCUCAGAGCCCGAGUGAACACCAAGUUCCCCGUGAGCAUAGUCUGCGUGGACCCAAUCACUGGGGUAUAAAGCAGGGUCCUCCCCAUGUGUCCCGUAUGGAGUAGCCUCUUGUACUGAGCAAUAUCAAAUCCCAGUUCCUCUAGGUCUCCCUGUAGUGGUCUGGUGAGUAGGACUAUCUUGUUGGGGGCAGGGGUGGGUGGAGGAUCGACCGACGAGCCUUCAAUGGCAGGGUCACUCGUCAUUAGUUCAAUAUCCACUCCAUUGCCUUUCACCACCCCUUCCUUCACUAGUGGAGCCAUCACAGAAUGAAACUGCGCCCUCAACUGUACAGAACACACAAGAUAGGAGAGUGUUGGAGUAACACUCUCUCCUUUGGAGCACUCCAUCCCAAUCUCCCUCAGAACGGACUGAAAUAAACUCAAGACAUUUUGGGCAUCAUUUUUGAGAGCCACUAGCUGAGAGACGCCGACGGUGGAGUCUUCAGAACUGGGAGUUGAUAGAAGAUCCACGAGAGAGAGAACAACUUGCCCAGAACCUCCCUCAAACUGCAGCUGCUGAAUGCAAUCCACAACUACUGAGGUUUCAACAUUUUCUCCUCCUCGUUCUCCACUUCCGCCCCAAUUCACCUCUCCUCCUCUUCCUCCAUCCCCUCCUCCAUUCACAUCUCCUCCUUCACCUCCUCCUCCUCCUUCUUUUCCUUGUGUACCCUCUCCUCGUUCAGCCGUACCAUUCUUGCAUGGUCCAGCGACACUCAGACUCACCUCUCUCAUUAUAGCCAGGGCUCUUGAAGUCUUCUGCUGCGGAAGUGUAGAAAGAGCAUCUGGAAAAUUCUCCACGCGGGGUGCACAGGUUCGAGCAACUAUCCAUUCAUUGGGUUUAAUCUGUGGGGUGGCCCCUGUAAUCUCAACCAGUCUGGACCGUUGGAAGUUCUCCGGCAGUUGAAACCCAAACGCAGCGUUCGUCGUAUCGUGCGUGCUCAGCAGCGUCCCACCGUUCUUGACGUAAGACUCGAGCUCCCGCAGCACCUCGGACCCGUCCGGUAGCUGCAGACCGGACGGAACGACCAGGAGCCUGCAGUUGUCUCUCCACGGAACUCGACCGGCGUCUUCAAGCGGUAGCGGGUAAACCACGUAGCGCUGUGAGUCGAGAGACGAGAUCAGGCACUCCCUGACGGCGGAGAAAAAGGAUUUGUUUUGUUGGGAACCCUCGCCUUUCUGGGCGCCACACAGGACGAGGACGUUGGGAGGUUUAGUGCUGAUUCCACGACUCAUAGUCAGCUUUCGCAGGGGGCUGCGGGUACAAGAAGAAGCGGCUACAAGAACACCAAGAACACGCCUAAAUGCAACCUGCAUUUGUUGGGCAUGGCAUGCCGGCAAGACAUGAGAUUUUAUGCGCAUGCGCGUAACGGGUUAAACUAGGGGGUGGAGUUGCCUAGAGUGCCUGGCGUCUUUUCUAUGGUCUUUUCUAUGGUCUUUUCCGUGUAGAGAUCCCAUGGAGGACGAUAGGAAACCGAGGCCGAGGGCCAACAGCACGGCUGGUGAAUCCCUCUACCAGUCACUAGGUGUUCCGAAGGGCGCAACUGAGGAGGAGAUAAAGAAAGCCUACAAGAAGUUGGCAUUGAAGUGGCAUCCAGAUAAGAACAGAGAGAAUCCGGAUGCAGAAGAGAUUUUCAAGGAGGUCAACAAUGCCAAGACCAUUCUCCUGAACGAGAAGAAGCGGAGGAUCUACGACCAAUAUGGCUCCAUGGGUCUCAAACUGGCAGAGCAAGUGGGAGAGGACAACCUAGACCUCUACAUGUGUCUGGACAGCAAACUCAUGAAGUGCUGUUGCAUCACGUCGUUCUUCCUGACCUGCUGCUGUUUCUUCUGCUUCUGUUGUUACUGUUUCUGCUGCUGUUGCUGCUGCGGUCUGGGCAGGCCAAAGGAGGAGGACGGUAUCUACGUGGACCCAGAGGACCUGCUGGAGGUGGACGAGGAGGAGAUAAUCCAGACCCAGCCCACCGCAGACUACCACAGUAUAGAGUCAGACAAACAGCUCAUUCCCCUCUCCUGAGUCUCACUGGAACUACUACUAUAAUAUACGCUAGUGGAAUUUCCGUGAACCUAUGUAUAUGUACUUGGGCAGGUGGUGUUGUGUCUAGGAUCUAUGAAUUAUGUUUUAACCCUCUACAUUAAGGUUUUGAGAAAGCUUACUGCCUGUGCACAAGACUCUCCUGCAAAAUUUAUAAAUGCACUCAAUCCUGUACGUCAGAAAUUUUCACUUUCCUAUAUAAUAUCCUAGCUAGUACAUUUUCCACCUCCAAAGAGAGAACAACUUCCAAUUAGGACCAAAUGCCUGUCCAAAUAUGUCUAUUAUUCAGAGGUUCCACUAUUAAUGAAACAAUAUCACUUGAGAGCACUUUGUCACAGUUUUUCCCUCUACGGCAAGUAAAUGGUUUCUGUAUAAUUAUAGCGCAUGGCACGUGUGUUGCUGGAGCAAAAUUGAUUGUGAAUACAUGCAGUUCAA
This is a messenger RNA of Geodia barretti, 2840 nucleotides long. Lineage: Eukaryota; Metazoa; Porifera; Demospongiae; Tetractinellida; Geodiidae. The record is from the annotation of a GenBank genome assembly.